GCUGUCUCCAAACGGUCUCUGAAGUCUGAAAUCCGCCGGCCAAAGCAGAGAAUUAGCCGCUAUUGUCUUCCGAUCAUCCGGCGGAAGCCGACCAGCAGACAGGAAACUAGCUCCGAAAUCCGCCGUCCAAAGCAGCGAUGAUUUCCGCCGCACUCACAGUUCGAUUCCCGUGAUGAAUUUCACCGCAAACAGACACUGUUCAUCUUUUUAGUGCUUCCACCAUGGAUCUCAAACCAUUCAAAUUAGACAUAGACGAGAUUAUAGGUGAAUUCUCUGAGGGAGGAUCAACAUCUCUUGCCGAGAUGAAGAGUGUUUGGCUUUCAAAAAAGUUCACCUAUAUAUUUGAGGCAAGUCCUUCCACAAACCAGGCAUGCUUUAUGCAAUCACUCUUUGCUUAUUGCAUAGGUAGUCUUGAGAAGAUGUUCUUGCUGCUAUUCAAUUCUUAAAGUAACUAUGGUGAAAGUAUGUAUACUGACUUGAUUGUCAUUUUAAACUCUGAACUUUUGGAAUGAAGGGACUAGGGACCUGAAUGAGCUUCAUAGGCUAUGUGGUGUCUACUCGCUCUCUUUCACAUAGACUGGGUGGCCUUUAUUGCUUAUAUUGCCUUUUUGAGACGCAACCAUUCCGGCCUCCUUUCAAGAUAUACUUGUCUCUUGGAGAAUUGAAGAAGCUACGGACCCUUGUUGCAGAUGCAAAAGCCAAAAGCAUUGAAGUUGUUUGUGCUUUAGUCAAAAGCAUGUUGGAUAGGAACAUGUUCCUAAUUGGGGUUGUAGAUAUAAAUGAAUGCUCUGCAACAGAAAGAAUAAAUGAAGUUACAGAGAUACAGAAUGCCAGAAUCCGAACAGCAUAUGAGAAGCUGUUUGCGAACACAAAAAUUGAGCUUUUCACCCGUUUGGACAUGGGAUUGGAACUUGAUCUGGAUUCGAUCAAACAAAGAUCAACUCAAUAUGCAAUGGCCAAGAAACGAGCAAUUGAAGGGGCUAGUAAAACAGUCGAUGUUGAGAACAUAAAACACAUAGCUGAGAGAACGAGGUCGGUUGGAGAUGCAUUGGAGCAGAGUGCUGCAGAUUGGAAUGUGCAGAAGGAAGCGUUUUAUCAACAAACUGGAUAUCGCCAUCAACCCACCUCAGAAACACCUCCACAUCAGGAAGAACAGAUUCAAGCUUAUAAUAAGGAUGUAGAGGAAGAAGAUGAAUUGCAGGAAGAUAACGAUGCGGACUUCACCAAAGAACUUGAAGAUGCCCUUUUCUCCGAACAGCUUAUGAUAGAAGAUGAGUAAGACCUCGUUUGGGGGCAAUGUUUUCGGUUAGCGUUUUGAAUCAUGGGUUCAAAUUAACUUUGAAAAAUUGCUAAAGCUAAAUUUUGCCGUGCGGUUAGAUAGCUAUAGUGAGACUGUAAAAUAAAGGGUAAACUGCAAGUUUAUAGGAUUUUUCAAUGCUUUUUUCUAUGGACCAUGCUAGGGUGCCACC
Molecule: messenger RNA, 1469 nt
Organism: Cuscuta campestris
Lineage: Eukaryota; Viridiplantae; Streptophyta; Magnoliopsida; Solanales; Convolvulaceae
Source: the annotation of a GenBank genome assembly